AUGAUGGAGAUAAAUAUAGAAGACGUUCAUUAUGCCGAUAUAAUUCAUACUGAUUCCUUUUAUGAGAGCCUGGCAGCCAGCAAGAACAUCAAAGUACCAUAUUUUCACGGAAUUUUCCUGCAUAAUGAAUGCGCAAUAUGUGGCGAAGAAUUUGAAGAGGGAUCCAUGGUUCUGGAACUUUCUUGCAAACACAUCUUCCAUUUCAAAUGUUCCCACUUUUGGUUCAAGGAAAAGACCUCCUGUGCCAUCUGUAGAAAGCAAGUCGCAUUCGCUCAAAAAAUAUAUAUCAAAUGGAGCCAAUAUACCCGAUACAUUCUUAAACAUGUUUCACAACACCCACCAACAGAACUGAUCAAAUACAGGAUGACAGCAUGUAACUUUGAAUCAGUUUCGUUUGAUUCGUGUGUAACACUGGCUUAUGAGAAGUAG
Molecule: messenger RNA, 429 nt
Organism: Helobdella robusta
Lineage: Eukaryota; Metazoa; Annelida; Clitellata; Rhynchobdellida; Glossiphoniidae
Exons: 2
Coding region: 1-429 (142 amino acids)
Source: RefSeq, a predicted model, not a curated record